AUGCGUCCCAGCUCCUCGCUGAACCCCAGCGGCGUUAACCCUGCAGCGGGGCACGUUCGCGGCUUCAACUGUGAAUUAUCCGUCCCGACGCUCCGGCCCCAUUUAUCCCUGGAUCCGGGAGAAAUUCCCGGGUUGGUGGGUGCCUGCGCCGUCUCGGUGCUCUGCAGCCUCCUGAAGGUUUACCUCUACAUCCAGUGCCUGAAGGUGGUGCUGACGGGUGUGCUGGCACUGGUGGGCUCCCGCGUGGCCGCGCUGGUGGUGCUGGAGUUCUCCCUGCGUGCCGUCUCCACCAUCCUCUCCCUCAGCAAGGGCGCCCACAGUAGCCAGCUCUACCUGCUGUGCCAGUACUCGCUGGGCUGCGGGGUGUCCUGCAGCCUCAGCUUCUUGCUGGAAGGGGCUCCCCACAGGACCUGCAACCUGGUGCUGGCAGCGGGGCUGGCGGGGCUGGCGGGCACCCACACACCGCGCUCCCACAUCUGCACCCUCUACGAGCUGCACAGCCGAGCACGUUACUGCGGCGUCUGCAUCCUCCUCCUCGCCGCCGGUCAUGGCAUCCCCCGGCUGCUCCGGAAUGCUUUGGCCAUCACCUUUGCCGUGGCUGACCUGGCCGCCGUGGCGCUCAUCAACCAGGAUUUCCUCUCCACGGCGGAGGCCGUCCGCUUCUGGACGCCGCUCACCAUCUGCUACACGCUGCUGGUCAUCUACAUGCAAGGAUUUCACCCAGCAGUCUCGGUUGGAUAG
Pygoscelis adeliae (Adelie penguin) is the source of this 741-nucleotide messenger RNA. It is a transcript of the gene TMEM82, whose product is annotated as transmembrane protein 82. Lineage: Eukaryota; Metazoa; Chordata; Aves; Sphenisciformes; Spheniscidae. The record is from RefSeq and is a predicted model, not a curated record.